CUGAACUCUUCUCUCGCUAUGGUGUUAAGCAUCAAGUGACGGUGGCUUACCAUCCUCAGUCAAAUGGGCAAGCCGAGUUGACGAACCAGGAGCUUAAAAGAAUAAUUUAAAAGACGGUGAAUCAGUCUCGCAAGGAUUGGUCCACCAUGCUCGAUGAUGCUCUUUGGGCAUAUAGGACAGCCUAUAAAAACCCGAUUGGCACGUCCCCCUAUAGGCUUGUCUAUGGAAAGACGUGUCAUUUGCCAGUAGAGCUAGAGCAUAAGGCCUUAUGGGCCCUUAAGCUGCUAAACGUAGAUUUGAGUGUUGCAGGUACUGAACGUAAGUUGCAGCUGCUGGAGUUGGAGGAAUGGCGUUGCCACGCCUACGAGAACACCCUGCUCUACAAAGAGCGAACCAAGCGUCUCCACGAUGCUCCAUUGAGGGGCCCGAAGGAGUUUCAGGUAGGUGAUCGUGUUCUGCUCUUCAAUGCACGCCUGAAACUCUUCCCGGGAAAGUUACGUUCGAGGUGGUCGGGACCCUUUAUGGUCACCCAAGUAUUCCUGCACGGGGCAGUGGAGAUCAGCAAUGCUCAAACUGAGCCAUUCAAGGUGAAUGGCCACCUCCUAAAGUUGUACUUGGGAGGUGCUGUUGAGCGUGCAGAGCUGCUGAUCAAGCUCGAGGACCCUUAGUUCCUCUACUGGCGUCCAGCUAAAAGACGAUAAAGAAGCACUUGUGGG
Linum trigynum is the source of this 716-nucleotide messenger RNA. NCBI's taxonomy places the organism in Eukaryota, Viridiplantae, Streptophyta, Magnoliopsida, Malpighiales, Linaceae. The record is from the annotation of a GenBank genome assembly.